Corticium candelabrum is the source of this 2385-nucleotide messenger RNA. RefSeq names its product 52 kDa repressor of the inhibitor of the protein kinase-like. NCBI's taxonomy places the organism in Eukaryota, Metazoa, Porifera, Homoscleromorpha, Homosclerophorida, Plakinidae. Gene Ontology annotation, molecular function: protein dimerization activity. The record is from RefSeq and is a predicted model, not a curated record. The transcript has 3 exons. Bases 1 to 2385 code for a protein of 794 amino acids.
AUGGAUUACCAUUUACUGACUAUUCCCUUUACUACAGAGUCCGAGGGAGAGUCACACUCAAGUGCAGAUAUAGGUUCGCCAUCACAAAACCGUGUAACAGAAGACCCUUGCGGGGCCCCAGAUGGUUCUGGUCCAAGUCGAAUGUCACCCUGUGCCACCACUCUGUCCCAAGUUGAGUCAAGCACUGCUUUCCCUCCUGACGAUAUUGGAGCACUGUUGAAAGCAAACCAGAAGUUAAAUGACUUGGAUCCGACACGUAAAUACCAAUUGCUUACAUCUGAGCCAAAUCUUGAUUCUUCCUAUUACCCAAAGACUCGUGCAGAGGAUGGGGCAUUCUGCCGAGCCUUUGCAAUUUUUGCUCCUGAGUUACCUGGUGGACAUUCUACAGGUCAGUUCGUGACUGCACCUUUUAGAACAUGGCGAAAACUAUAUGACAGGACGCUAGCUCAUGGCAAGCUUGAUUACCAUCUUGCUUCUCUGGCAAAGAUGAGUGCAUUCUUGGAUUGUUAUAGUAACCCAUCACAAGCUAUUGACACAGUGCUUGUAUCCGAGGCUCGGAAGCGGAUGGAGGCUAACAAGAAAGUGAUUUCGUCUACGUUAAAAAUAGUUUUGCUGUGUGGAAAACAAGGCAUAGCGUUUUGUGGUUAUCGUGAUGAUUGUUUCAACUGGGAGGAUACUGAGUAUGAACACUCAAACCCAGGGAAUUUCAUUGAGCUUGUAUGCUUUAGGGCUGAAACUGACAAUAUUCUCUCUGAACAUCUCAAGAACUCUCUAAGAAAUGCUAGAUACACACCCAAAACAAUUCAAAACGAAUUGAUUGAAGUGGUUGGCAAGUACAUCUGCAACGAAAUUAUAGCAGAGGUAAAGAAGAGCAAAUGCUACACUGUCGUUGUUGAUGAAGUCACUGAUAUUUCAAACAAAGAGCAGCUCUCAAUUUCCCUUCGCUACGUUUAUUAUGGUACUGUGAAGGAAGUAUUCAUUGCCUUUGUCUCAGUAGAAAGGAUCACAGGAAAGAAUAUUGCUGCAGCAAUUUUAAACUGGAUACAGACAGUUGGAUUGUCAACAAGUGAUAUGCGAGGGCAGUGCUACGAUGGAGCCAGUAACAUGUCUAGAGCAAGAUCAGAGUGUAGUGCUGUUAUUCAACAGCAAGCUCCAAAGGCUGCCUAUUUCCACUGUGCUGCUCAUCGAUUGAAUCUUGCUGUAGUGUCUGCAUGUAAGAUCCAAGCAUUCAUGAAUGUUGAGGCAUACAUCGGAGAAAUUGCAAGGUUCUUCGCAUUCUCUCCCAAAAGGCAACGACUGUUUUAUAAGACAAUGGAUAAAUUCCUUCUAGAAGCCAAGGCCCAAAAGCUCAAAGACGCCUGUAGAACAAGGUGGGUUCAAUGUAUUGAUUCGUACACAGUCAUUCUUGAGUUGUUACCGGCAUUUCACACAUCUCUGCAAGCUAUGGUUUCUCCAGGACAACACAAAGACUUUGGUACUGAUUGGGGCUGGAAUGGCAAUACAAUCACAAAGGCGAAUGGCUAUCUGUAUCAGCUUCAGCCGGCUUCUUUCUUAGUUUGCUUCAAGAUUCUCCUUGAAAUCUUGCAAUGUCUCAAAGGCCUCACAGUCAAGCUUCAAAUGCAAGCGUCAGUACGUUUAAUCCUACAGAAAAUGAGAAAGGACUGUGUCCAAGAAUUCAAUAAAAUCUUUGCCGAAAGUGUUAAGUUAGGACAAGAUCUCCAUGGUGAAGAUUUUGAGUUGACCAAACCACGCAUUUCAAGGCGACAGUCUCAUCGAAGCAACAUUGAAGCAUGCAGUGCAGAGCAGUAUUAUUGUGUAACCAUGUACAAUGAGUUCCUAUCUCAUGUCAUAAGGGAGCUUGACAACAGAUUUUCUGGAAACCAGUACUUGGUUCACGGCUUGCUUCAUUUGGUUCCAAGUAAGGUUGCUUCUGAAUCUCAUGAUGACUUUCCAGAAACACUCAGUCAAUCUUCUGAUUAUUUCAAAGACGACUUGCCUCAUCACGACAUGCUUUCCAUUGAGUAUCGAAUGUGGGUCCGGAAAUGGAAGUGUUCAGAUGAAGUUCCAACAAAGCUUGUUGAUGCACUCAAAUCAUGUGAUGAGAUCCAGUUUCCUAACAUAUUUGUUUUGUUGAAGUUGACUUUAACGCUUCCAGUCACCACUUGCGAGUGUGAGAGAAGCUUUAGUCAACUCAAACUGAUUAAAACCUGCAGAAGAUCUACAAUGACAGAUGAUCGAUUAAAUGGAUUGGCAAUCAUGAAACUAAACAGUGAUAGAUGUGAAAGAAUUCGGAAAUCUCCAGAAGCACUAAAUCUACUUCUGAACUCAUUUGCAUCAUUACAUCCUAAGGGAAUGAAGAUUGCUUUUGUUCUAGCUGAUCAAUAA